This is a messenger RNA of Aspergillus steynii IBT 23096, 7002 nucleotides long. RefSeq names its product MCM-domain-containing protein. The record is from RefSeq and is a predicted model, not a curated record. The transcript has 9 exons. Gene Ontology annotation, molecular function: ATP binding; single-stranded DNA helicase activity; protein binding. Gene Ontology annotation, cellular component: nucleus; MCM complex. The coding region runs from base 1 to 7002 and encodes 2333 amino acids. Gene Ontology annotation, biological process: DNA strand elongation involved in DNA replication; mitotic DNA replication initiation; DNA replication. Lineage: Eukaryota; Fungi; Ascomycota; Eurotiomycetes; Eurotiales; Aspergillaceae.
AUGCUGGAACGGGCCGCCGGAUGCCUUGAGAACGCAGGACGGCGUUUCUUUCGGGAUUCAAAUGGCAUGAUCCGAGGUCCCAAACCAUUCAACUCUGGUCCUGGGCAACUCAAUACCGCCAGCGUUGAAUGUCUCCGUUGGCUUCUGGUUUCUCUACAGUCGAAACCCACGCGACCCUCAAGUGCCUUGGGAGGCAAAGCAAGUUCAGGCGCGGUCGCCAACGAUGCGCGAUCUCCCGUUCUCGAAUUCUUGUAUCCGCCGCAUGCACAGGAAGUCGUCACGUCAUGCUUGCUACGAGCCCCCCGAAGACUUCUUCCCCGAAGAAAGAAAAAGGCCAUUCCGAGUCUGUCUCGAAAUUACGCGACGCACGCUGCUGGUUUGCCACAGUCGGCAAGAGAACCCAAGUCGGAGGAAGAAACAGCGGAGGAGCUCGAUGAGAGCAGUGAAACGAGAAGAGCACUCGUCUUGCUUUUGGCCAAGGCGCAACCCGGCCAAUAUGACCAAGCAUGGGCGCUGUAUGCGGCGCUAGGACAUCCUGACGACAUGAAUUCGGCUCUUCUGGCGUAUCUCAGUCAUUCCGCGCGUGUCAGCGACUAUAGGCGGGUCAAAAGAUUAUUUGACGGGAUCGCAGUUGACUCGAGAUCUGCCGAUGACUACUUGAACUUGGCUAGAUCUUAUCAUUCUACUGAACAACCAGCAGAGAUGAUUUCAAUUUGCCAGGAAGCCAUUUCCAGACAACGAGGUCAUGACUGCUGGGCUUUCACUCUAGCGAAACUUCUUAAAGCCGGCGAUUGGAAAGCGGUUCAUGGGUUAUGGCUCUCGAUGCCGACUACCUCGGGUACUCAGCUCUGGAGUCUCCUCGUGCCACAUUUCUCUGCGUCUGACCUAUCGCGGAAUUUGCUCGGUUUAUCUUCUUACUUGGAAAAUGAGAGUGCAGAUACAUCUCUCCGUGGUCUUUCUUCUUUCUUGAUCGCUCGUGUCUUCACGAACCGAGAGUUGGUCGAAAAGAUACCGACUGACAACCUCUUGCUUCUUUUGCGAAAGUACCAUGCACUGGACAUAAUCACACCCGGCAACUAUUUCGACCUCAUCACAACAUUCCAGUCAUCCGACAUCCGUUCAACAUUCGUCAAGUCCAUUCUAGUGUAUCGCAAUUUUCGCUGGCAGUCGCCGGAAGACAUUCCCCCGUCCAAACUCUUGGGAAAGCUUCUAGAACGACUCGCCGCGCUGGAAAUAACAACUGGGGUUCAAUACCUGUUGAAUGAGUUUACUAAAUUCUACCGAAAACCGUCGGUCUAUGCUUACAAGAGUGCCUUAAUCGCCUUCUCAAGAGCCGGCGAUGUGCAGAGUGUUACUCGUGUAUUUGAUAGGUACCUCGCGGACCAUGGCAAACCGCGUAGUCGGAAACUCGUCACUCCGCUUCUCUACGUCCAUGCUAGGGCCGGUGAUGUGAAAUCGACGCUUCGUCAGUUCGAUAGAAUAGCGGGGGAAUUCGGACUGACGCCAAACAACAUCUGCUGGAACAUUGUUCUUACUGCGCAUGCCCGAUCAGAUGACUUCCAAGGUGCCUUUGCCGCAUUUGAGAGGAUGCUAGAAAACAACGUCGAACCCAAUUCGCACACCUUCGGCACGUUGAUGGGAUUGUGUGCCCAUAAGGGUGAUAUUGCAACAGUUCGUCAACUGCUUCUUCUCGCCAAGCAGAAACAAGUGCAGAUUACAGCCCCGCUUCUUGAUACCAUCGUGGAGGCCUACUGCCGCAACCAGAGACUCGAUCUGGCCGAGAGCGUUGCAGAGACCUGCCUCGGCUUGCGCAUCCAGGGAUCGCGCUUGAGAAUGUGGAAUGUGCUGCUUUGGAACCAUGCUUUCCGGAUAGAUCUGGACGCUAUUUCUAGGAUCCGCUCCCGUAUGGAUGCGAUCGACCUAGCACCGGAUGGGAUGACCUAUGCCGCCCUCAUGCUUAGCUUGGUGCUUAUAAACCAGACGGAUUCUGCCCGUCGAAUCCUGCGGACACUUCACAGAAGCCGUCGCAUUUAUGCGACCGAAUUCCACUAUACUAUCAUUCUGUAUGGUUACGUGAAAGCCCGGAAUCGCGACAUGGUGCACAUUGUUUUCCGCGAGAUCAUAAAGCGCUUCAACCGGCCCGGAUUUAGCUCUCGUUUGCUUGUUCUGAAGAGUCAGCUCCAGCGUGACUUGCAGAUUGUGCAGGAUGAAGGUAGCGAAGGUGUCAAUGCUGCCGAAGUUCGCCUGAAAAAUGCUGAAAAAUUCCUGAUGGACACCCUCCGCAAGUUUGAUAGCAUGAAGUUGGCAUCUAAACAGCCGUUACCCGGUGCGGGAGGGCAAUCGCCUAGCAUCGCCUUCCCUGCUAUGUAUUACCAAUAUGUCAUAAACGCAUACGGAACGAGAGGAGCCUCGACGAAAGCUCGUGAACUGUUCGAUGAGUUCAUCCGAAGCGGGCCUACCCCCGAGGCGUUGGGAACUGUCGAGGACACAGCCCCGAUUCAACUAGUUUCUGCACUAAUGCUCGCCCAUCUCAAAGGCGAAGAAUAUUCAAAGGUUGAAGAGUGCUGGAAUAUGGCCUUCUCGCGUGCUAAGCACUUAGCCAGCCGGGUCGAUAUCGAUAAAUGGCUGUCUAAGCAGCUGCUCCCUGCUGCUGAUGCCACUGACGCGACUGAUGCUGCUUUUGCUGCCGAGGCUACCGAUACCAUUGAUGCCUCUGAUGUCGGUCCGCCUCAACCCUCUCUGCCGAUUUCACUACGCAGUGAGCCGGAAGGGUUCCUCAAAUUUGAUAGUUCUGGAGAGACUCAUCCCGAGACGUCUGUGCUGCACUCAUAUCGAUUCUUCUUAUCCCGGCCGCUUUCUUUAUACAUGCGUUCUUUAGCCUAUCGAAACGAGGCAUGGAAGCUCCCUCAGGUUGUAUCGGAGAUCCAGAAGGCGGGCUUUUCUAUGACGACUUUCAACUGGUCAACUUUGGUGCAGAUGCUUGCAUCCUCUGAUAGACCCUCAGACCAGCUCGAAGCUUUCACCAUCUUCGAAACAAAGUUCAUGCCAAACUUUCCUGGAUGGAAGAACCUACGCCGAGGGCAUGGGCUGAAGCCCAACGGAGUUCCGGCUGGUAUUGACUUAAUGGAAAACCCCAAGCGCGGGAAGCGCCCCGAUGUCCUUGGUAAGGAAGGACGGCGAUACUGGAGCAAGGUCCAGCCGGACUUUCUGCAGCCUACUUACAUCUCUAUGGUGUAUCUGGCUUCCUCCUUACUUAGAUUCCGUGAGAGAAGUAUUUACGAUGGAUCAGCCGAAGUGAAAGCCCUCUACAAGGAAGCACCAAAAACCAUCAAGGCGAUAGCCUACAUGCCCAUUCUACGUGACAAAUUCCAGGGUGUGUUGCUUCGACGUCGCCAAGAACGAAGCGACAAGAGGAAUGCCGAGAAAGGAUCCAAUCACUUUGUAUGGACUGGAGGUAUUCUCGGAGUAGGCGGUAGACGUCGGGCCAUUCCUCGGCCAAAGGAAGAAUAUUACGACAUCGAGGAAGAGGGGACUGAGGACGGCGAUGAGGCGAAGGAGGUCGAGGGAGAAGGGGAAAGCGGAGAGGCCGAAGAGCCCGAGAAAUCCGAGGAAGAUAAGGAGUUCGAAGCUUUGGCUCUGCAAUAUGCGCACAUUCGACCUGAUCCGGAAAACACCGUGGAACCUGGCGAGAAUAGGUUUUUCAUUGAUGAGACCGACCCUGUCUCGUUAGACAAUACUUCCGAGCUCCCUGAAAAGACCAUCGACCCCCAGGACGAGUAUGACAUCGAGGCUGAAUCUCUUCUGGAGGCCCGACGUAUCGCGGAGGGGGUGACCGAUGAGUUAUUCGAUCGCGAGCAACAUGACAACUCAGACAACAAUGAUGAAGACGGCAGUUCUCGGCCGGUGGAAGGAGAACAUGGUUCCGGUCAGGAAGACUCGCACAGCGAAAACCCGACUGCUAAGGACUCUGACAACGAUGAAGACACUGGCAGCUCUCUGCCGGUGGAAGUGGAACAUCCCGAUCAGGAUCAUGGGCUCCACGAAAAUCAGCCUCCCAAGGAAGAGCUGGCUAAAAAAGACAACCAGGACUCGUCUUACACAACGGGCGCGUCAAACACGCGUCUGGUCCAGCGAGACGCGAUUCAAUUCUGCCCGAUCGGGACGGCGUGUCGGCGCCGAAAGGAUCCUCCGCCAUCCCACUCUUUCGUCCAGCUGCAGCUCCGCAAGGGAACAAGCACCACCUCUGGACCCAAGGCCAUUAUCUACCAGCUCUCCGGUUCUUGGACAAGCCAACUGGCUCAAUUUCACCCCCAUUCCAUUCCACCGCAUUUAGGGCCAAAUUCCUUCGCCAUGGACGGGGUGCAACUCCGUGAUGAGGCCGCUCAGGAUCGAGUGCGUGCCGCCGUCGAGUUUCUCGAUCCGACCGAUGCGAGAGCGCGAAGUUACCGAGCAGACAUUGUAUUGAUGUUGAAUCGGGGACUACGUCGCUUGAUAGUGAGCAUCGAUGAAAUCAGAGCCCACAACCGUGAGAUCGCCGAUGGCCUGCUCACGAAUCCAUUCGAUUACUCGCAAGCCUUCGACAGAGCCCUAAAAGAUGUUAUUAAGUCGUUAGGCCGGUCCUCGCGAGAAACAGCAGACGAUGUGAACUAUUACUGCGCUUACGUCGGAGCCUUCGGAGAAUUCGCCUGCAAUCCUAGGACCCUAGGGUCGAAUCAUCUGAACAGGAUGAUUUCCCUGGAGGGAAUUGUUACGAAGUGUUCAUUGGUCCGGCCGAAAGUGAUCCAGAGUGUUCACUAUAGCGAGCGCAAGGACCGAUUUCUCACGAGAAAGUAUCGAGAUCAGACCAUGACUGCCAGCGGAGCCACAAAUCUGAAUGUUUAUCCACAAGAGGAUGACGAAAAGAACCCGCUCAUUACCGAGUAUGGUUACUCUACCUAUAUGGACCAUCAAACGAUUUCGAUUCAAGAAAUGCCUGAGCGAGCGCCGGCCGGUCAGCUGCCCCGAAGCGUGGAUGUGAUCCUUGACGACGACCUGGUAGACCGAGCCAAACCCGGAGAUCGAAUCCAACUGGUCGGUAUCUAUCGCUCCCUGGGAAAUCGAAAUGCAAACUCUGGAUCCUCGACUUUCCGUACGCUCAUUCUCGCAAACAACAUCAUCCAACUAUCUUCCAAAUCCGGCGGAGGAAUUGCGCAGGCCACUAUUACCGACACCGACAUUCGAAACAUCAACAAGAUCUCGAAGAAGAAGAACGUGUUUGAAUUGAUGUCACAUUCGCUUGCACCUAGUAUCUACGGCCAUGAUUACGUGAAGAAGGCAAUGUUGCUCAUGCUGUUGGGUGGUAUGGAGAAGAACCUUGAUAACGGCACUCACUUGCGUGGUGAUAUCAACAUUUUGAUGGUUGGUGAUCCCUCCACCGCCAAGUCGCAACUCCUUCGAUUCGUCCUGAACACCGCUCCUCUUGCGAUUGCUACCACUGGACGGGGAUCGUCUGGAGUUGGUCUGACGGCUGCUGUUACUUCCGAUAAGGAAACUGGGGAGCGCAGACUGGAGGCCGGUGCAAUGGUACUCGGUGACCGCGGUGUCGUCUGUAUCGACGAGUUCGAUAAGAUGAGUGAUGUCGACCGUGUGGCCAUUCACGAAGUGAUGGAACAGCAGACGGUUACCAUUGCCAAAGCCGGUAUUCACACGAGUUUGAACGCUCGAUGCAGUGUCCUGGCUGCGGCCAACCCGAUCUAUGGACAGUACGACCCGCACAAAGACCCGCACAAGAACAUUGCCUUGCCGGAUUCUCUCUUGUCGCGUUUCGAUUUGCUCUUCGUCAUGACAGAUGACAUUGAGGAUUCUCGGGACCGAAUGGUUUCAGAGCAUGUGCUACGUAUGCACCGUUACCGCCAGCCUGGUGUUGAAGAAGGCGCGCCUGUUAGAGAACAGCUCAACCAGAGCCUGGGUGUUGGUCUCGAGGAUAACCAAGACUCCAACCAACCAACCGAAGUCUUUGAGAACUUCAACGUGAUGCUCCACGCCGGUAUGGUUAACACCGGCCGGAACAGAGGAAAGAACCCCGAAAUCCUGAGCAUUCCCUUCGUGAAGAAAUACAUCCAAUAUGCCAAAUCGCGUGUCAAGCCUGUGUUGACGAAGGGAGCUGCUGAUCACAUUGUGUCAACCUACUCGGCAUUGCGAAACGACGAACUUUCCGGCAACCAGCGCCGAACAUCUCCCAUCACAGCCCGUACCCUCGAAACGUUGAUUCGUUUGUCGACUGCUCACGCGAAGUCUCGCCUGUCUAGUCGGGUUGAAGAGCGCGAUGCCAAGAUUGCCGAAUCUAUCCUUCGUUUUGCCAUGUUCAAAGAAGUCCUUGAGGAUGAACGCCGGAAGCGAAGAAAGGUUGCCUCCUUCGACGAAGACUCCGAGUCCAGCGGUUCCGAUUCCGACGACGACGACGAUGCCACGCCAGCAAAUACCGCAAGUGCGCGAUCGACCCGGAGAGGCGGCACGACCAGCACGCGCGCAGAAGCCCGUACGACCGCCGACGAAAUGGAUGCAGAUGGAGACGAUGUGUCAGAAAACGGCGACGGCUUGUACAGUGCCAGCCCCCGUGGUCAGCGACUCCGAUCGAGCGCCACCCGCACCCAGACCCAGAGCCAGUCCCAGAUGUCUGUGGCAUCCUCUCAACCCGCUUCGCAGCUUGUCGAGUCCCAGACGGAUAAUUCGCAGUCCCAGGGAGCGUCCGCCGGUGGCGCUUCGCAGUCUCUGCAGCCUGCUCGCCUGACGGUCUUCCGUCAGGCACUCGGGCCCUUGAUGGGAACCCAAGUGUUCGCUAGCGGCGACACCGCCGACGUGGAAGAACUCAUCGGUGCUGUGAACACCGCGGUCCGCAAUAACCGCUCGCUCGGCGAAGGACAUACGUUCCAGCGAGCGGAAGCCAUCCAAGCCUUGAAGGCCAUGAAUGAGAGAAAUGAGCUGAUGUUCCUUGAAGAAGACGAGACAGUUUAUAGGAUUUAA